AUGUUGGACAUUGGAGGAAACAGAUUCACUGGUUCUUUACCCCCAUUUCAUAGUACAACUGUGCCAAAUCUCUCGUACCUUGACAUGUCAUCCAAUCUUCUCACCGGAGAAAUUCACUCUUCUGUUUUCACACUUCCAUCUCUGGCUAAUUUGCUACUCAAUAAUAACAAAUUCAGUGGUGAACUCCAGGAGUUCUCUAAUGCAUCUUCCUCUGUUUUAGAGUAUUUGUAUUUGAAUGACAAUCAAUUGAGUGGGGUGGUACCUAAAUCAAUAUAUCAGCUUCCUAACCUCUUGUAUCUAUCAUUGGCCUCUAACAACUUCAAUGGUAGUGUGAAAAUUGAGAUGUUGCAGAAUCUCAAGAUGUUGACACUUUUAGAUCUCUCUACCAAUAGUUUGACAGUUGAAAGUGAUGAUAGAAGCUUUCACUUGCCUCAGCUCCAAUUCUUGUAUCUACAGAAGUGCAAUUUAUCUGAUUUCCCCAUUUUAUUGAAGAAUCAAGUACGACAGCUUAGAGGUCUGAACCUGGCAUACAAUCACAUCCGAGGUUAUAUUCCUAGUUGGCUAGGGAACAACAUUCUUGAGCAGUUGGACCUUUCUGGAAAUACAAUUGAUUUUCUUGAAACAACAUCAGCUCAGGGAAACGGCCUUGAUGGUUUACAGGAUCUUGACCUUUCUCAUAACAAGAUAGAAGGUGAAAUACCAAGUUGGAUAUGGAAUAGUGAGCUUGAAUAUGUGAAUAUUUCUCACAAUCUUUUAACUGCUCUUGAUGAAUUUCCCACAAAUAUUUCUUUAUUUGUGUUUUCUCUUUUUCUUCAUGGAAAUCGUAUCAAAGGAUCUAUUCCAUCCACAAUAUGCAAUAUGAGCAACUUGUUGUUCUUUGAUGCAUCAGAUAAUAAUUUGAGUGGUUUGAUUCCAGAGUGUUUGCUCAAGCUUCAAAGUCUGUCUGUUUUGAACUUUCAAAGAAACAGAUACCAUCAAAUGCCUUCUAAUUUUACAUUAGCAAGAAAUCUUGCUACUCUUAAUAUCAAUGGCAAUCGUUUGAAAGGGAAGCUGCCAAGAUCACUAGCCAAUUGCAAAAAGCUGGAGAUUCUUGAUUUAGGAAACAACAUAAUGUCUGACACUUUUCCAUUUUGGUUGGAGAAACUCCCUUCACUCAAAGUUCUUAUCUUACGAAACAACAUGUUUUAUGGUGAGAUGGAGAUUCCUAGGACAAAGUUUGUGCUGCCAAGCUUAAGCAUAAUUGAUUUGUCCUCCAAUAAUUUCACCGGAAAGUUGUCCACAUAUUUCCUGCAGAGUUUGAGUGCAAUGACUAUGGGUGGGGAAAACAAAGCACUGUCCAGCCUCAUAGGAGAACAUGACGGCUACUAUCAGGAUUCAGUGACCGUCAUGAACAAAGGAUAUGAGAUGGUGCUGGUUAAGAUCUUGACAAUAUUUGUAUCUUUGGAUCUGUCAAACAACAAGUUCCACGGCAAUGUCUCGAAAGAGAUUGGGGAACUAAAAUCAUUGGUUGUGCUCAAUCUAUCACGAAAUGCUUUCGAUGGGCAAAUUCCAAUAUCAUUGGGAGACUUAUCUCAACUUGAAUCUUUAGAUUUUUCAAAGAAUAAAUUCUCAGGGAUAGUUCCUCCACAGCUCGCUAGUCUAACUUUUUUAGAAGUAUUGAACCUAUCAUACAACCAACUAGGUGGCCACAUUCCUUUGGGGAACCAAUUCAAUACUUUCACGAAUAGUUCCUACAUAGGAAAUGCAGGACUGUGUGGAACCCCACUCUCAAGAAAAUGCAGUAAAGAUGAUGAUGUACUAGUAGCACAAGAUGAGAGCUUGGAAAAUGAAGCCAUGAUUGAUUGGAGGUUUGCAGUUGCUGGAUGUGUGUCUGGAUUGGUUGUUGGAUUAACAAUUGGGUUCUCUUUUUUGGCAGAACUAAUUAUUAAGUGGCUUGUAAAGCAGCAGAAGAAAAGAAGAAGAAACCAAGGAGGACUCAGAAGAAGAAGAAACCAAGGAGGAUUUAGAAGAAAUUGAGCACAAUUAUAAUGUUACCUCUUUGAUUAAGAAAAUAACUUUUUGUUUUGUAUUUACGUUCUCCAAGAUUGUCUCGUACUUAGUACGUAGUAUAUGUUUAAUGCUUUUCUUAAGCUAAGUAGUACAUUUCUCCUAAUUCCAAAGUUAUGUUUCACCCAACCACCUAAGCGCAUUCUCUUUUUCAAAAUAUUGAUUGCCA
This is a messenger RNA of Ipomoea nil (Japanese morning glory), 2215 nucleotides long. Its product is annotated as receptor-like protein 12. Gene Ontology annotation, molecular function: protein binding. The transcript has 2 exons. The record is from RefSeq and is a predicted model, not a curated record. Bases 1 to 2016 code for a protein of 671 amino acids. Lineage: Eukaryota; Viridiplantae; Streptophyta; Magnoliopsida; Solanales; Convolvulaceae.